Melampsora larici-populina 98AG31 is the source of this 1326-nucleotide messenger RNA. RefSeq lists its product as uncharacterized. The annotation marks the transcript as partial. The record is from RefSeq and is a predicted model, not a curated record. The transcript has 5 exons. Gene Ontology annotation, cellular component: membrane; mitochondrion. Gene Ontology annotation, molecular function: D-arabinono-1,4-lactone oxidase activity; FAD binding. Lineage: Eukaryota; Fungi; Basidiomycota; Pucciniomycetes; Pucciniales; Melampsoraceae.
ACUUUUCAAAAUUGGGCAGGAAAUAUAAAAUGCAAACCAAGAUCAAUCAUGAGACCUAUAAAUGAAGAUCAAAUCAAAAUGAUUAUUGAAUUAUCUAAUCGAGAAAAAAGAGAAAUCAGAUGUUUUGGUGCUGGCCAUAGUCCAAGUGAUUUAGCAUGUUCCGAAGACUAUAUGAUUAAUUUGGAUGAAUUGAAAGGUGAAAUCCAUGUCGAUAAGGAAAAGAUGACAAUCGAAGUUUUUGCAGGAACACGACUGAAAGAUUUUCAUCAAAUUGCUAAAUCUCAUGGUUUAGCACUCGGAAAUCUAGGAUCUAUAUCAGAUCAAUCAAUCGGAGGACUGAUCUCAACAGCUACUCAUGGAUCUGGAGCUCGAUUCGGAAACCUAUCAACAUUUGUUCUUUCACUUUCAUCGAUCCUGGCUAAUACAAAUCAAAUCACAGUUUCAAAUGAAGAAAAUCAAGAUAUCUUUAGAGCUACCCUUUGUGGUUUGGGUACUACUGGAAUUAUUACUAGAGUUAAAUUUCAAUGUGAACCCAGUUUUAACCUAGAAGAGAUUGUCACUGAGUUAGGCUUUGAUGAAUUUGUUGAUCGAUAUGAUGUGAUUGGUAAGAGUGCUGAACAUGUUAGAAUUUAUUGGUUUCCUCAUCUUGAUAAAGUGAGAAUUGAAAGAUUAAACAGAACAAAAAAGGAUCCAACUCCAACCCAAAGUGUCACAAAAUCAACAAUGAUGUAUGGAUACAAUCAUUGGGUCCAUCCUUUGAACCUUCUAAUUGGACGAAGUAUUCCUGGUCUGCUACAUUACCAUGCAGCACUGUCUUAUCACUUCAUCCACCAACCAAGCUCAUCAGAAGAUCCUGCUGAUAGUGUUUCAGUCUUUAAUUUUGAUUGCGGUCCAUCUCAAUAUACAUACGAAGGAGCCGUGCCAUAUGAAAAGACAUCAAACGUACUCAAAGAAUUGAAUGUAUGGAUGAAAACUGAAAUCUCAAAAGACGGCAAGAAACGGCUUCAUUUCCCAGUAGAAAUCAGACCCGUGGCUGCCGAUGAGAUUUGGUUAUCUCCAUCCUAUGGUCGUUUAUCUACUUAUAUUGGUAUAGUUCAAUACAAACCAUUCGGAAUCCCAGUAUCGUAUAAAGAAAUCUUCAAAACGUUUGAAAAUAUUUUAUCAAAUCAUGAUGGUAGACCACAUUGGGCGAAAUCACAUCAAUUUUCAAUUUUAGACUUACAAAAAACGUAUCCAAAAUUAUCAGAUUUUUUAAAAUUAAGAAAAGAAUUAGAUCCAAAUGGUCGAUUUUUAAAUCCUUAUAUUCGUAGACAUUUAUUAGGUGAA